Molecule: messenger RNA, 3153 nt
Organism: Chrysoperla carnea
Lineage: Eukaryota; Metazoa; Arthropoda; Insecta; Neuroptera; Chrysopidae
Product: PHD finger protein 12
Exons: 9
Coding region: 212-2563 (783 amino acids)
Biological process (GO): negative regulation of transcription by RNA polymerase II
Cellular component (GO): Sin3-type complex; nucleus
Molecular function (GO): protein binding; transcription corepressor activity
Source: RefSeq, a predicted model, not a curated record
GUCUUAACAACAAGAUGUCGGCACGGCGGCAACAAAUUUUAUUAGAAAAUUUUUUGACAAUUCGAACGUCAAACCAAAAGAGAGUUCAAUAUGUAAAAGAAAAGUUGACAUUUGGAUGUCAUUAAAGCAUAAAGACAAUUUUUAUUUCAAAUGCUGUAGAUUUUUUAGGUGUUUGAAUGAUUAUUUAGUGUUAAGUUAAUUGAUUAUUAAAAUGGGCGAUGUUGAUUAUGAUCUUGACACUACUGGAGGUCUUAUGGACCAAAUACAAGCUCUAUUAGCACCACCAACAAAUGAACAAACUCCCCCGAAAAAUGGUAAAGAAACAUCGAAACAUCCGUACUAUAAACGACCUGGAAAAGGACAUAAUCAUGAUAGUUGUGAUGCUUGUACCGAAGGAGGUGACUUAAUAUGUUGUGAUAAAUGUCCAGCAAGUUUUCAUUUACAAUGCCAUGAUCCUCCAUUAGAAGAAGCUGAUAUACCACAAGGACAAUGGCUCUGUCAUAUGUGCCGUAAAAAUGCCGAAAUAAAAGUGAAUAAAAUUACAAAUUCCAAUGAAGAAUCUGAAAAUUCACGAAAACGUUUGCGUAGACAAGCAUCCAGUGCGUCAACAUCCACACCAGAAGUUACGAACGCUGCUCAAAAUGUGUCAUCGUCAACGAGUUCUUCACGUUCUCCAAAUAAAAAACAAAAACCGAAUCCAUUGGAAGUUCUUGUUCAAGCUGCGAGUGUACUUAAUCCAAAACAAUUUGAAUUGCCUAAAGCUCUUACAGUACCUUGUCCAUUUCCUGGUACUGAUAAAAUUGAAAUUUUAACGAAUCGUAAUGGCCGCCGACAACCACCUCGUUCGAAUGGUAAACAAGUUAGAAAACCUCAUGAAUUACAGCCGGGUGGCAUUGUACCAUUACCCGCACGAACAUGUUUUGAAUGCGGACGUUCGUGUCGUGUUGCGCCUCUUUUGGCUUGUGAUUAUUGUCCAUUAUUUUUUCACCAAGACUGUUUAGAUCCACCGCUAACUGCACCUCCCAAUGGACGAUGGAUGUGCCCAAAUCAUGUAGAACAAUAUAUUGACUCCAAAUUAGUGACAACAGUAUCGGCUACAGAACGAAUUAAAUUAUGGGAUCGUUUCACUGGCCCAAUUGAUCAAGAUGCAAUCAAAACAGAAUUUAUCCGAAAAGCACAUUGUAGGAAUCCACCAUUUCGAAUUAAAGUGAAUUUGGGUACAAGAAGUCGUGUUAAGGUUCCAGGUCUUGUACGAUAUCAUUACAAACAUCCGGUCGAUUUACUGCCUAGUUUACGAGAUGUUCGUCGUGCUCAAUGUGUGCUUCAACGAACAGAAGAUCCAUUUUAUUUUGAUAAUCGAUCCGAUGAUUUUUAUUAUGACGAGGUGGAUGAUUUAAUGAAUUCGGAUCGGACAGGUAAUUGUCAAAAUAAUAAAAUUGAAACAUCGUCACAAGAUAGUGGAAUUGUUGACUACGAACAUGGAAUUGACAGCAACAACAGUGCUGAUAUUAAACAACCACCUUCAACGAAUGCUACUCAAUGGAAUGGCCGUCGAUCAAGUAAUUGUAGCAAUGGUAGCAAUGAUGAUACAAGUUCACAAAUUUUAGCUGCACUAGGACAUGAUAUUAAACUUCCUGAUGUUGUAUCAAAUAUUAGCCAAGAUGUGGAUCGUGAAUUGAAACAGCUGGAUGAUCGAUUAGUACGGUUUCUUGCAUAUCAACGACUGCAACAAUUAUCCAAAUCCGAUUUACCCGACAUAAAUAAACAAAAACCACAUAAACAUAUGCCCUUACCAAGUGAAUUAUUAACACCAGCCGAUAUUGAACGAAUUUCAAGGGUAUUCCUAAGCCCUACUAAAUGUAAAUCACCUACUCCACCACCGCCACCUCCUGCACCGCCCAUUGUACCUACGAAUACAACACUAUCGUCGGAAUCAAUUACAACAUCAAUACAAACCGUAGAUUUAUCGGAUGUGGAUACACGUAUUCGAGCACGUGCUAUUUUAUAUCCAGUUAUUACGAAGAAUAUUAUUGAAACAGUUGAAACGAUCGAUGAGAAAUUAUCACAAGCGACAGCAAUGCGUUAUCGAUCGUUGUCGAUUGGACGAGGUCCAGCAAAUCAUGUAGAUAUUGAUCGAUAUGGUAAAUGUAAUUUUGUAUCAGCCAAGCAUGCUGUGAUAUUUUAUGACGAGGCAGCACAAAAAUACGAAUUAAUAAAUUAUUCAGAGCAUGGCACUUCUGUAAAUAAUGUUUUAUACACAUGUGAUUUUUCAACAAAACGGACAAAACAACAAUCAUUAAUUGCUGAUAUUGUUGAAAAACGUAAAACAGCAAAAAUGGCUGCCGAUAGUAGUUCCUCAUGUAGUUCAACACCAGUGCAUAAUAAUAAUAAUAAUAAUCAUAAUAAUAUUAGUAGUACAAAAUUAACGUGUCGUUGUGGUCAUGGUGUACCCCCAGAACUAACUGAAGGAUGGGAGGGUACAGCUAUUUUAUCGCAUGGUACGUUAUUAAAAUUCGGUUGUAUAUCAUUUGUAUUUUCAAUAACUGAUGAAACUGGUGUGUGAAUUUAAUUUAAAAUAAUUAGUUUAAAACGAAAUGAGCGUGUGGCGUGUGAACCCAACAAAAAAAAACUUCAAGUUUAUUUUCUACGAUUUGAAUAUUUCAUCUUGUGUGUAAAAUAUCGCUCAAAUUUAAGAGAAAACAUAAAAAUAUUUAAAAUAAAAAGAAAAUGGUGCAUAAUAUUAUUAUUAAAAAAUGUAUGUGAAAUCACAUUGUAUUUUUUUUUUAAAUUAAUAAAACAUACGCUGUCUGUGUUCGUUAUUUAAUCAAGAUACCAUCACGGUAUGACGUCAUUGAAUAUAGAUGUUGCUGCCAACUAAUUAACCGUUCAGUUAACAACCUAGCCUUUUUACCAAUUUUUUUCGUAAACGCAAUGAAACUGUAAAAAGUGGAACUAAAUAUAAAUAGCUAGACUAGGCAAAUAAUUAAACGUUAUCGAUUCAAGUUAUUUGCUUAGCUGUUUGAUUGAAUGAUUGAAUUUCGUUCAAACUGCUAGUUGAAAUGCGCCGUUUUCUAAAGAGGCUAGGCUGUCAAUUAAACGGCUAAUUAAAGUUGGCUGCAACAUAUACAGUGUGUCCCCGGAUAGAGGUAAUUA